AUGUUUUUCCAGCGCAAGAAUUCCAAGAAAGUGAAGAACACCGAUGCAUCAUCGCCCAAGAAGGACAAGGAUAGCCGUGGGAAGAACGACUUGUUGGAUCGCGCCAAGGGAGGGUUUGGUGCCCUUGCAGGAAGCAUGAAAUCAGCCAAGAAUGCUACAGACGCUGAAGAGAGGGCAGCAAAGGUUCAAGAGGAUGUGAACGCCGGCAUUGAAGCAAUCCUGGAGACGGGCUCAGGCAUUCUUGAGAAAGCAAAGGAGGAUGUUGGAGGCCAUUCAGAAACAAGCCGCUCGAAGGAACUAGGUCAAGGAAGUGAAGAAGAAGGAGAGAAGGACAUGGAUGCCUUAAGUUCGAUGCUGGACAAGGCGAAAGACAAGGUGAAAAGCAACCCUGAUGUGAUGGAGAAAGUCAAUUCGGUCCUCGACAAGGUGAAGAACCACCCAGAGGUCAUGGAGAAAGUUGCUGAGGUUUUACAUCUGGGAAAACGUGAAUCCAAAGAGAAAGAACCCGAGCCUGAGGACAAGACAAAAGAAGGCGAGACCUCUGCUGACAAGACUCAAGACUCAAACAUCCUAGACCAGGCCGUGGAAGAAAUUCAGGCUGUUGUGGCAGCUGUGCAGCAGCAGGAAACAACCGGGGAUGAAACUCAAGUUCCAGUCCAGGCUGCUGCUGAAGGAGACGAGCCUGAGCAAGUAAAACGGGAGGUGGAGAAAGACAACCCCAAGAACAGAAUCGACUUCCUUGGCUUCUUCGCCAUGAUCUUUGAGAGGUUCUGCUCCCCAGCUGACAAGAAGAAAGACUAG
Triticum turgidum subsp. durum (durum wheat) is the source of this 801-nucleotide messenger RNA. The record is from the annotation of a GenBank genome assembly. NCBI's taxonomy places the organism in Eukaryota, Viridiplantae, Streptophyta, Magnoliopsida, Poales, Poaceae.